AUGGAGCCCUCGUUGGUUGCGUCAUUAGUGGCGCAAUCGAUUAAUUAUCAUGGCCAGCAAUUACAAAAGUCGUGGGAAAAUGAAAGAGGAGAAGAUGAUCUUACCAAGGUCGGUGUUGGAGCUCUGGACUUUGCUGUCUACCAGUCCCGGCACAAGCACCUUACUUUUCAAGAUAGGGCCAAAAGGUUGAAGCUCCAUCAAUUCAUUGCCAAAGAAGCAAAUUCGUUGUUCGACUCAUCUUUGCUAGACGAAAGUCCGUCAUCAUCGAGUUUAGUAGGAGUAGAGGCUACCGCACCUGAAGACAACCUUUAUGCUUUGAUGCCUCCAUUUGAAACCUUCCUUAAUGUUGAUAAGUCUGCAAGGCUGCGUCAUUUUUUUGAUAAUGUGAAAACUGGAGAGUUGAUUAUUGGAGCUGUCAUCAACAGAACAGCAUCUGGGAUGAUGUUGAAAGUCCUUUGUACUGCAGGGCCUACCUCAAGAUAUGUUGCUGAUAUUAAUGUAAAGGCAUUUCUACCAGUGUCCAAUAUCAUACCGGCUGUCGACAAGAAAAAUGUCUCAAGAAACUACUUAAUGAAUGACACAGUUUGCUGUGAAGUGAUUGAAGUGAUCCCAGACACGGACAAAAUGGUGUGCGGCAUGAAGGGAGUCACUAGAGGCCCUGAUGAUCCACCGCCUAAGCCCCCUUUAGGCCUCCUGAGCACGGAUGACUUCCCUCUUAUUUACAAGAAAACCAUGGAAAUGAAGGGAGAAAGCUAUGAAGCCAUUUUAGAGAAGAGUCCGGGCUUCAAUAACCCAAACUGCGUACAAUAUCUGUCAGAUCUUCUGGGACUGUCAAAUAUGCACUGCACCAACUUCAUGGCUUUAAGAGGGGGAUUCUCUACAACAGAAUACGCAGAUGAAUUACGACAGGCACAAGCAAGCAAAUGGGCUUUCCGGUCAGUGGCUGAAGGAAUAGAACAUUUCAAGGCUGGCAGGCAUUCAGAAGCUUUCCAAUGCCUUAACAAAGCCCUGAGUAUUGACCCUAGGAAUGUUGAAGGAUUAGUUGCACGUGGAGCCUUGUAUGCCAAUAGUGGAACAUUCAAAAAAGCUAUAGAGGACUUUGAAACAUCAUUGAAGCUGAAUCCAAACCAUGCCAAUGCACGAAAAUAUUUAGGGGAAACUUUAGUGGCAUUAGGGAGAAGUUACGAAGAUGAAAAUAAAAUUGCAGAAGCCCAGAAGGCUUACGAGGACUGUCUGGCGAUCAUUCCCUUUCAUGAGGAGGCCCAGAAUUCCCUUGACUUCUUGAAGAGUAAGACAUCGUCAGUCAAACCACUGAUAGAGCCUACAGAAUUGCUUCUCCCUGGAUUGACUGGUGCUAAGUCAUUUGAAAUGAAGGAGACGUUGAAGCAGUUGUUGAAUCUAACAGAGAAAAAAGAUAAGAAAAAGAAGAAGAAACGUGGGAAGGGUAAGAAGAAACGAUCGAGCAGUUCGUCGUCAUCAUCGAGUGACUCCAGCAGCUCGAGUGAUUCCUCUGAAUCGUCGUCAUCGUCGUCUGACUCUAGUGAUUCAGAAGGGCCAAAGAAGAAAAAGCGUCGUUCCCAAUCCAACAACAAGCGGCAGAGGUCUCUAUCGCCUCUCAGCAAGAGAAUGGCAAUGUUGGGAGAUGGGGACACAGCGAGAACCCACAACUCUCAGUUCAACCAUCCCUACGGGUACCAGCCGCCGCCGCCACCAGCUGAAGAACAGCCCCAGAUGAGGUCGCAGGCCGAUAUCGACUAUGAGCUUAAGGUACGCAAAUUCCUUGAAAUGACCAAAGAAGACUCAGAAUAUGAAGACAAAGUACGCAACUUUUUGGAAGAGACUGCUCAAUACAAACGGAAUCGUAAAAUGCAAGAGCUUGGACAACAGCCGCAGCCCACAGCUGACCAUGACAAGAAGAAGAAGAAAAAGAAAGACAAAAAGAAGAAGAAAGAGUCGAAGCGCAAACGUAAAGAACAAGAAAGAGAGGAGAAGAGAAAGUCCAAGUUGGCGCGUACAGCGAGUUCGGAUUACAAUAUGCGGGAAUUGGAGAAUAUUGGUGAUAAAAAACUUAGGGAUGCUAUCAGGAAAGAACUAAAGGGCAAAUCUAAACGCGAUUUGAGCUCGGAGGGCGAAUUUGAUAGAAAACAUGAGAAGAACCGAAUGCUAGACGACAUGCAUGGCCUGGAGGAACUGGAGUCCAAGUUGAAUGCUUACCACUCCAUGGUGGAGAAGGAAGUCCUUGGGAAACGAGACCGUUCCUCUCUUAGUCCCAUUGACCAGGCCCCACUACCACCACUGGAGAAGCCAAAGUGGAAGAUGACUAUGGGUGCUGUGAAGGAGCCAACUAAAAAGAAGGAAACGCCGACACAAAAGGGCUACAAAGAGCGCUACGCCUUUGAAGAUAGCUCGGAUGAGUCACAAGAUCAUAGGGGCUCCCCCAACGACAAGAACUUGUCAGUUCGGCGUGCGAUGGCCAUGAAGGAGCCUCCGCCUUUGCCCACUGCACCUCCGCCAAAGAGCCGAGAGCCAGACCCGCCAGGCGUUGACCCUCCGCACUCUCAUCACUCGCAUCAUCAACAUCACGUGCCGCCGGUGCGCAAAGGAAACAUAGUACUCGACAAGUUCGGGUCAUUCCGUUUGGCUCAAGAAGGUGAAACGCCGGUGUCAGUCGGGGAGCAGCGACCCGAACAAUUCGUGACUCGGAUCAAACCACCAUCGCCCACAUCUAGGCGCCCUAGAUCUCCGCCAUCGCCUAGGCGCAGAAGUGGUUCCAACUCCUCUGAUGAUAGGCACUCGAAGAGAUCUCGAAGCAGAUCCCGACCACGCAAGUACAGAUCAAGAUCCGGUUCUCGCUCCAGGUCUGGAUCCAGCCAGAGUGGGUCCAUGGCGUCCCGUCGCCGUCGUUCGGGCUCUCCGCGAUCCCGCUCCCGUUCUGAUGCCAGCCGCAGUUAUUACUCGCGAAGUCGGUCUCGUUCGCGCUCUGCUUCUAGAGACAGAUUUCCUCGCCGAUUUAACCGUCGUGGCAAUUGGCGUGGCCGUGGGGGCUACGAGCGUGGGACUUACUAUCGCCCUCGUUUCAACGCGUACAAUGGCGGUGGAAGGGGCAGAGGCCGAGGAGACUUCAGGAGAGAUGAUGGACGCCGGUUCAACCCCGAAUGGAGAGAUAACCGCUCGAGGGGUGGAAGGCCUUUUAGACCCAGGAGAGGGGGAGGCGGACGUGGCCGACCUUUCAGGGGCGGAUUCCGUGAUUUCCGCGAUAAUAGACGCGGCGGUGGACGUUACUCGCGUUCUCGCAGCCCUGAUCGUACUCGUCGUUCUCGCUCUUACAGUCCGGAAAGGAGGGACAAGGACAGAGAUAGCUACUCUCGUUAUUCGGAACGCGGCAGUCACCGUAGUGAAGGUGAAUACGAAGAAGAGAGGUACGUCGAUAGGAAGGAGUAUGACGGCAAGUGGGCAGAUGGUAAUGAACCUGACAGGAACCACACUGAGGAACAACCAGAACCACCCCCGCCAAAGGAAGAUAUCUAG
Pieris macdunnoughi is the source of this 3528-nucleotide messenger RNA. The record is from the annotation of a GenBank genome assembly. NCBI's taxonomy places the organism in Eukaryota, Metazoa, Arthropoda, Insecta, Lepidoptera, Pieridae.